AUGGCUGAAACCCAAUUCCUGUGUGACUUGUGCGGUCAGCGCUACUCCACCUUCGAGAUCCUGAUGACGCACAACCGCUUGAAGCACUACCAUACGAUCAAGUUCGGUUGCGGGUAUUGCAACGAAACGUUCCGGCACGAGGACGAUUUAUACUGCCAUUUUGUACUGACACAUCACGUUGAUCCGUACGCGAAGCGCCGUUGCGACAGUGCUGAAUCUGAUGAGGACGGCUACGGUCAGAUGCGACUUAUUAGUGAAAGUGAUGAUGGAGAGGAGCCCACCGAAAGCAGCGCUGAUGAUGACGACGAUGAGGAGGAGGAGGAUGAGGAGGAGGAAGACGAAAACAACGACGUGGAGCUGAGCUACAACGAGCUGUACGUGAGACGGAAACAGAGCGCCAUGACCCAGGAGGAAAUUUCGGAGCUGACGGACGAGUUCAAGAAGUCGGUCCAGUCGGCCUUCUUCACGAAGCUAAGGUUAUAG
Molecule: messenger RNA, 483 nt
Organism: Anopheles nili
Lineage: Eukaryota; Metazoa; Arthropoda; Insecta; Diptera; Culicidae
Product: acidic leucine-rich nuclear phosphoprotein 32 family member B-like
Exons: 2
Coding region: 1-483 (160 amino acids)
Source: RefSeq, a predicted model, not a curated record